Mangifera indica (mango) is the source of this 517-nucleotide messenger RNA. RefSeq lists its product as uncharacterized. The coding region runs from base 137 to 397 and encodes 86 amino acids. Lineage: Eukaryota; Viridiplantae; Streptophyta; Magnoliopsida; Sapindales; Anacardiaceae. The record is from RefSeq and is a predicted model, not a curated record. The transcript has 3 exons.
UUCCAAGCAGCCCACUGAAAAAACCUUGGUCUCCCAUGUACGUAUAAUAUAUAUAUACACCCAAUAAUGGUCAUAUAUCGUAUAGAGAAAGUUUAGAUUAUAAAGUCUGAUCAUCAAAAGACAAGAAAACUUUUCCAUGGGACGUUGGAUGAAGCCAGAGGUUUAUCCUCUCUUGGGCGCCAUGACAUUUGUGACAAGCAUGGUCAUCUUUCAGCUUACAAGGAACGUGUUCCUGAAUCCUGAUGUCAAAAUAAACAAGGCUCAUCGCAGUAUGGGAGUGCUUGAGAACCAUGAGGAAGGAGAAAAGUAUGCAGAGCAUGGCCUGCGAAAGUUCCUCAGAACUCGCCCUCCUGAAAUUAUGCCUUCUAUUAAUCACUUCUUCUCCGAAGAUAAAUGAAUAUGUCUUUAAAGUUGUUUUCUCUUUUCAAUUCUUGUAACUACAAAAUAAUGUCAUCUGUUUCAGAAAUCUUUGUUGUAUGGUUCCAAAGAUUAUAGUAAAGUUCCGCAAUUUUUUGCA